Pseudo-nitzschia multistriata is the source of this 1782-nucleotide messenger RNA. Lineage: Eukaryota; Bacillariophyta; Bacillariophyceae; Bacillariales; Bacillariaceae. The record is from the annotation of a GenBank genome assembly.
UUAGUAGUAGUAAUCCUUCAAGGGUCGAUAGCAAUCUGAUCGAUAGCAAUCUGAUACUAUCUGAUACUACGUGUGAUUUUUUCUUAAAUUUCAUACUUUCCAUGAAAAGCUGUAGUACUGGUACGCACGAACCCGUAGGAGGAAAAAGUGCUUUUGGUUCAAGGAAAAAAAGGGAAAUCUCUCCAUAUUCAGCAACACUGCGAUUAUCACUAUCGUAUCGGAGAAUUAAGCAAUGGCAGGAAACGAAAGCGGCGAACAUAUUGUCUGCCACGACUACAUGGCUGCAUUGGAACGUACCAUCAACGAGAUGGACGUUCUUCGGGCUAUUUAUGGCGAGGAUGGCGACAACAACAAUCACGGAUCCGGAUCCUCCUCCUCAUUUGAAAUCGUAUCCCCCGGGCCAGAUGAGAUGAAUCGAAUGCGAAGAUUUCUAGGGCUCUGCAUCGAAGACGGCGAUGAGGACGAUGAUUUCGAACAUCAUGAAGACAAAUGCGAUGAAGGGGGAAAUAUGGAGGAUCAACCGCAACCAUUCCCGGAUAUUCAAAUCCAGCUCCGGAUUCCAAUCCAAAACAUUGAAGAGAACGGCAGCGACGACGAUAGAAUCGUCGCUACCCUCCGAUGCCGCUUGCCCCUCGGAUAUCCAGAAUACUUCCCCGCUCUCGUCACGUCCCUUCGUCUGGUGCCGGCACGGAACCGUUCGCUGACGGAAGAAAUCGCUCGCAGUCUAAACGAAACAUCGGCUACCAGUCUGCAGGGGACCGAAUCAAUCAUGGAUCUGGUCGAAGAGACCCGGGAGCUUCUCUUGUCCGAUCGAUUCGCUGCGGAUUCGUCCAAGGGCAGCGACCAGGUACACGAUGUAAAAGCCGAGGACCAACACCGCAACCGCGGGUGCCGCAUGUGGAUCUGGGUUCACCACAUUACGUCGACAGAUCGAAGAAAGUCUAUUUUGGAAGAAGCCCGCGAGCGUGACCUGACCGGAAUCCUCAAGCACGGAUACCCCGGGGUUGUUCUGGUGGAAGGAUCCCAUGCGGCAUGCGAAUCAUUUGUGGGUUGGAUCAAGGGCAACAAGAGUCGACCGGGUGGCUUCGGGCGAAACUGGGGACACCACGUGAGGGGCGAAAUCGAGUUUCCGCUCUCGGGGAGCCCAGAAGAGGAUUCGGUCGUCACAAAGACCGUCGCCAUGACGACCUUCGAGGAAAUGGAAGAGCUUUCCGCCAUGGCGAAAUCCUGUAAGGAAUUGGGGCUGGAAGACGAAUUCAAGGAGUUUGUCAUGCAACACAAAAAAUAGGUUUCUGCGAACUCUUGCACACUUCGGUGUAUCGUAAACCUACCACGAGCUUGAACCGGGUUAGUUUUGAUGGCCAAAGAAAGCAAGCAAUGAACGAGAAACAUAAAACAGAUGGAAACUAAAGCGACCAACGAUCUAUCUGUCCACGGAAUCCAAUUUUCCGAGAUGCUCAUCAACUCUUGGUACGACAAACGUAUUAUUUGAUUUGAUUCUCCUUGAUUUUACUCCAUUCGAUUCGAAUCAUCCGUGGCUCGGAUCCAUUCGUUUCGCCAAUCUUUGAAACAAGUUCGUAACGCUUUCAAGAGGGAGCACGAGCCAAAACUUGGGGUUUUAAUUCGGUUGUUCCAUUUUCUUGGAAACAGAAUUUUCCGAAAAAGCCUUUAUUCGUAUAGCAAAUACGAGAGAAAGCGGCACUGUGCUUGACUGGUAUUGGCAUCAUUAUACCAUCUGUCGUGAUUGAUAUUAUGGUACAGAAAUAUACUGUAAGAACAGUG